UAUGACAUUAUUAUCAUAAUAAUCCUAAUAAGUUUGUGCAAUUGUUCUUAUAUAUUAUUGCACUUACAGGCCACUCAGUGUCUGGUUGCCGGUCUACAGGAUCCGUGCAACCAUGAUGUUUGCCGGAACCAUGCCCCGUGCGCAGUAUUGCUUACAGAUUCCGUAGUCUGGCAUCACGAAAACUGCUUUGCCUGCUACAACUUGUACAACAGGUUACCUGUUCGACGGAGCAGUCUGUUAAGCAUGCUGCACUCGCCACCCUCAAGAUCUGGGUUGGAGGUUUUGGACGGAACGUAGGGAAAGCUAAGCCGUAUAUUUUACCUCAAGAUAUGGCAGCCUUCCCAGCCGGGAAAUCUGCCGGAUACGUUGACCCAAAAGUCGCAGCACCAAUUAUCAAAUCAAUUCAAGAUUCAGUUAUGGAACAGCAAGAGGCAGAGUUGCUGGACCUUGGUUUGGAAGGAGUCUCACUUGAAGUAGUGAGGAUUUACCCGUUACACUAGAUAUGGGUACAGACUAUGAGUGAUCUACCAGAUGCAGGGGAGGAUUUGCCUCCAAGGAGUCGCAGCUUGCGAGUAAGACAAGCACGAGUUGACUACUCAGAAGAUGAGUUUGAAGAAGAUAGCAAGAAAAUUAGUCAGAAGAAACGAGGAUCCAAGAGGAAAGCUGAGGUAAAUAUUGAAAGCUUAUAUUGUCAGGAGAAUGCAAAAGAUGUCUGUGUCUGCCCAUCAUUACUUGAGACUAUUUUUGAGUCGCCCAUAAAAGGACUCAAUCGUAUUCGCAAUAAAAAUGUAAGGGCUCCAGGGAGAGUUAGUGAAACAGGACCUGAAUUGCAAAUGAUGAGUGUCAAAAAGUGGAAAAGAUUUUGUGCUUUUGCUGACUAUUAUCAUCCCUCUAAACAAAAAGUUAAGGUACGAAAAGAUCGUGCAAAAAAAAUGAAACAAUUGACUGGAGUGAAAGUUCCCAAAGGAAUGGUUUCUGAUGAUGCACUGAAGACAGUUCUUGCUGUGUUGUCAGAUGAGGAAGAUCAACCUGAGAAUACUCAGAAUACUUCACUCUGUAAAAGCUCUUCAGAUUUUUAUGUUGGCAACAUUAUUAGGCCUGAUAGUGAAGACUCAUCUUUAAAUGAUGUAAUAAGAAAUAUAUCAUCACUGAAGAUGGUUACAGAUAGGUCUGAUGAAAGACACCUAUCACCUAAUGCCUUAAUGGAAGGUAUGGAUGAACCUUUACUCUUUGCUGAUGAGAAACAAAAUAUACUUCCUGCAGUGUCCCACCAGAAGAAGUCAAGGCGGCGUUCAGAGAAGUUUUCAGGUAUAUUACUGCCCCGUUCAGUAAAGAGAAUAGAUGAGGAGUCAGAGGCUCUUUCACAUGGUGAUAGUGGUGUCAAAGCUAUGGGUUCGGCAAGAAUUAUGAUAGAAGAAAAUUCAGAGUGGUUUGAACAAGAUGAAAUGAAAGAAGUUAAAACAACUCCAAAGCGAAGAAAUGUUUUGAGUGAUAAAAAAGUAGUAAAGAAGCCAAAACAUCACGAACUUACCUUGAAGAGACAAAGUGAAUCUAAAGAUGAUCAGUGUCAAAAGAAGAGAGGUGAUGUGAAGCUUAAUGUGACUAAAUUUAAUUCUAAUAUCCAGGUGCAUGAACAUGAUACAGAAAAUAAUUUUAGUAAGAAAAGAAAUACUAUAAAAUUUGAUGUUGAAAAUUCUUUUGGUAUAGCAAGUAUAUUACCAUGUAAUGAAAUAUCAUUGACACAACAAUAUUCCGACCUGAGGUUUGAAGCAAAUAAGCAAAAUAAGUCUGGAGUUGGGAGGAAACCAGGAAAACGUCGUGUAUCUGGUGUACAGCGGCCUCUCUAUAGAAAAUUAAUUGAGCCUCAAACCCCAGAAGUUUUGAAGAGUCAGAACCAGUCCCCAAAUAAUAGUAGUAGUAGCAGUUCCUCUCCAUUACUUUGCUUUAAUAAUGCUGAUGAACAGGUAAUUGAGAAUAGUACAAAAUUUGCUGAACAUGACAUAGUUCAGCAAAAUACUUUGAAGACAUCAUGCUCACCCACUUCUCCAUGUACUCAAAUGGCUGCUCUUUCCCUUCAAUCUGAAAGAGAUAUGGAAUUUCAUCUAGCUAAAAAUAAUUUAAAGCAUGAGACAUCAAGAAGAGUUACACGUAGAUCUAUGCAGCUUACCAAGUUACCUUUGUCAAAAAAUCCGUCGUCACCUUUGUCGACUAGGGUACCAAAUUGUUCAGAUAAUGAUGGGAGAGCAGGCUGUAGCAGUUCUUAUAAUAGCGAUGUACCUGUACACAGGGAUGAUCACUUGCAGGGUGGAAGUGAAGGGUGCAAAUUAUCACAAGAAGUACUCUGUGAUAAUAUAAGUAAGAGUUCAAAUAUACACUCUCAUUCAGACCAAAAAAAGGAAGUAGUUCUAGGAGUUAUUCCCGGUAAAAAAGUGACUGUGAAGAGACACAGUGACUGUAAUGUGGGUCUAAUAGUUACAAAAGGUAGUAAUUGUAUAUCUGAUCAGAGAGCAGAGUCAGCAAGUAAAACUUGUGUCACUAAUGAUUGUUUUCCUGAAAAUGCUCCAACAUAUCUUUCUCCUUGUAAGGAAAAUAUAGCAUUGAAUAUGUUGAAUAUUAGGGGUCAAGUAACCCCACAAAUAUUUGAGAAUGGUAGUGUGAAUGUUGCAACUUCUAGAGCAACACCAGAGAUCUCCAAAUGUAGUUUGGACAUGAAGAGGCCAGAAAAUGUUAAAGUUGGUGAGUCUUGUGAGACAAAGAUUGCAAACAAGGUAUUGUGUCUAGAAGAUGAAGAUUUUGACUCUCCUAUUAUUACUGGCAUGAUUGGUAACAAAGCAAAUAUCAAGUGUGGAAAAAUUUAUCGCAAUAGGUUAUCAACUGCUGAGAGCCCCAUUAUCCUUGCACAGUUAGCUAAACAUAAGUCAAAGGAAAGUAUUUUGAAUUAGACUAUACAUACGUAUGUCAGAGUACAUACAGCAUGCAGUCUUAUUUAUGACCCAAAUUGCUUCAAAAUAGCCAGCGUUGGAAGAUCGCAUUUAUUAAUGUACUGAUUAGUUCUAGAGGGGAAAAUCCACUGAAAGAAAUUUAUGAUUUUGACUUGCACAUUUUUUUCUACUACUACAUCAUACUAAAAGUGCCCUAUAUGGUAUCUUAAUUGUAUGAACAUGAAAUAAGAAAGAUCUCUCGUACAUUUUUACAUUUACUGUACUUUUUCAUAUACUACUGUAUUAAUAACAUGGAAUUAUGUUCUUUUAGGUACUGAUGCCUUUUAUGUAAUAUAGUAGUUUGAUUUAAUAUUUUAACUAUCUUUUAAUUACAAAUGGUUUUUUAUUAUAUGUAUCAUAUCAUCCACUGUAAAUAUUUCCCAUUAAAAAAUUAUCUGUUAUUUAUCUAUCAUGGAAAUAGUUAUAUUUUUUGUGUAUUAUUAACAUUACACUCUUCCUUCCAUGUUAUGCAAAACCUCAAUGUACUGUUAGAGUGCUCGAUAUCAUGCUUUGUAUUAUGUAAUGCUUCAUGUCCAGGAAUUUAAGUGAAACAAAAAAUAUUUGCAAAUUUUAUUAAAAGUACCUACUGUAUACAUUUGGAAUGACUAGGUGAAAAUAUAUACCCCGAUGCUGAUUUUAUAUUCACAUCAUCUGGUAUUUGGUCUUUGAUAAACUUUGGAAGUUGGUGGGAGUGUGAAUAUUUCAUAACAGCAGUAGCAAUUACAUUUAUGUACAAUCAACCCUGGGUUACCAAUUGUUUGGUCUAUUUUUUUUUCUUA
Macrobrachium nipponense is the source of this 3760-nucleotide messenger RNA. RefSeq lists its product as uncharacterized. The record is from RefSeq and is a predicted model, not a curated record. The transcript is spliced from 4 exons. Bases 516 to 2942 code for a protein of 808 amino acids. Lineage: Eukaryota; Metazoa; Arthropoda; Malacostraca; Decapoda; Palaemonidae.